AUGGAGUUAAUAAAUUCAACAUAUAAUCAAAGUGGCAGAGACGUAAAUGUGACGGCAGCGCAUGUCAAUGACAGUUACUUUGAUUCAAGUGACAGUUUCGCCAGCGUUUCCUCCAGCGUACGCAACGUCAUCAACGUUUUCAUGGUCCCUGCGCUCUGCGUCAUCGGCUUCGCUGGCAAUGUGGUCAACGUGCUGGUCUUGAGGAGAUACGGCUACAAGGAGUCUAACAUUUUAUUUCUCACGUCAAUGUCUCUGGUUGAAAUGACGCUAACUUGGCUGAACGCCAUUCUGUCGUUGGGAGACAUACUUAAAUAUAUUGAUUUCACAGCGGCACUUCGCGUCGGUGCGUUCACGGCUAUUUAUUUUAACGUACCCCGACAGAUCGUCAUUUCCAUCAAUGUGUGUCACGUGACGACCAUCGCCGUUGAGCGCGCCAUCGCAGUUUGCUUACCUUUCCAAGCAACCAGGCUGUUCUCGAUUUCCAGAAUCAAAAAGCGUUUGAUAUUCAUUUACAUAUUUCCGUCUGCUACCCUUUUCCCGGCGCUGUUCAUGUUGGAACACAAGUGGAUAUACAGCCCAGUGUUGAACGCAACACUCAUAGUCCCAGUCGAGACUCAGUUUUAUAAGUCUAACAGAGUGUCUAUAUCUACUUACAUGAACGUGCCAGGGAAUCUGUUCUCAACAUUUAUCCCCGUGAUCAUCAUCGCCUGCAGUCUUAUAGUCAUUUUGAAACUUUUCCAGAGGAAGCUCAGUUUUUCCACCAAAACAAACAGCAAGAAAGUGAAAGGACAACAGGGAAUGAAGAUCCUUCUUUCUGUCUGUUUGGCAACGAUUUUUAUCUCCAUCCCAGGCAUUUCUCUUCUCAAAUACUGCCAGUUUACAAACUUAACUUCCGGGGAUUUGUACAACCUUUUUAAUGAUAUUAGCAAGCUGCUAUCUCAACUCCACGCUUCUACAGACUUUUUCAUUUAUGUCACUAUGAGCAGCAAGUUUUUGAAAAUCUUCAAAGAACUCUUGGAAAUUUCGUAG
Biomphalaria glabrata is the source of this 1029-nucleotide messenger RNA. Its product is annotated as probable G-protein coupled receptor B0563.6. The record is from RefSeq and is a predicted model, not a curated record. NCBI's taxonomy places the organism in Eukaryota, Metazoa, Mollusca, Gastropoda, Planorbidae. Gene Ontology annotation, cellular component: membrane. Gene Ontology annotation, molecular function: G protein-coupled receptor activity. The transcript has a single exon. Bases 1 to 1029 code for a protein of 342 amino acids. Gene Ontology annotation, biological process: G protein-coupled receptor signaling pathway.